Messenger RNA from Xenopus laevis (African clawed frog), 4324 nucleotides. RefSeq lists its product as uncharacterized. The record is from RefSeq and is a predicted model, not a curated record. Lineage: Eukaryota; Metazoa; Chordata; Amphibia; Anura; Pipidae. The coding region runs from base 326 to 4099 and encodes 1257 amino acids. The transcript is spliced from 20 exons.
GGCAAUGUUAUGCAGAUGAGAAGUAAAAAAACAUUUUAACAAUUUAUGUUUCUCACUCUGAUUAUUGCCUGAAAUGUGACAGAUAUCUUAUCGUUUUGUGUUUACGUUAACAUGGGAGAUGUCUACAUUAUUAACAUUUAUGAUCUUAUGAAAAGAUUUUUUGGCUAUAUGAAUUUUUUGGAGAUUCAUAUUACACAGAGCAGCUUCUUGAACUUCUGAAGCCAUUUUAUUGACAACCUGGUGGUCAUUUGUCUACCCAGAAGAACCUGGCAUCCUCAGCUACAUAAUAAGUUCUUGUUGAUUGGACCCCCUGGACAACUGAGGAAUGGCUCAAACUGAUACAGAGACCUGCAAAGAUUGUGGAGCAAGAAAAGAUGCAGGUACGAAUACAAUUUUCCACCAUUACUUUUGCUAUGAUAUUUACAUUGUAUCAGCACCAGAACCACAAUCUACAAAACAAAGAGUAAUUGAUGAGUUCAUGGAUGAGAGAUUAGUAAAGCCACUCGAAGAACAAGGCUACAAAUGUUUCCACGGCUGCAGAAACAUGGUCGGUGGUGAACUUAUUUUGCAGGCAAUGAGUUAUCCUAUCACUUUAAUACCUACAACCAUCGUGCCUGUUUAUAAAGACAAGGACUUUGCAUCGAUACGGAAUUUACUCCUUCGACCUGACUUUUUGGAAAGAAUUGUAUUUCUUUCAUUUGAUUCAACUAAAGUUUUCCCCUCCAUUCUUUCAAAGAAUAGUUACUCAAUAAACAGCAAAGAUGUCAACUUAUUACAGAAGCUUAUACACACAAUUAAUAAAAACAGUUCCCAGAUACCACUCUGCCAAAGGAAACGACAAUAUGAAAUGCGGCAUGACCCAGAAUCGACAGUCUCUACUACCGCAUCUGAAUUUCACAGAAACUGUUUAUUCCGAAGAACAAGUAUAUCACGAAUAGUACCCAUCCAGAGGAUGACUAGCGUUGCUUCAGUUAUCUCUGAAGAAAUGACUAUAUAUUCUGAUUCUGAAGUUCAGAAAAUAGAUGAUGAUGUUUUCCUUGAAGAUCUAAAAAAUGUUACCUCUCCAAAUGAACUUCUGUGUCAUUGCCAUCACCACAAUGACAAGAUAAGGCAUUAUGCAGCCAACACAUUAGUAAGAAUUAUCCAGAAGGACAUUACAACAUUCUGUAAUAAUACAAAUUUGCAAAAUGUGGAAAAAGAAGUCAGAUCUAUGGUAGAAACUGAAAACAUGAAACAAUGUGAAAAAGACUGCAACUUUCGGAAGCUGUAUUUCUGGAUACUGGCAGCUAUUUAUAUUAGAAUAUACAAAAAUAACGAUGCUGACCUGAAAGCCCAUAUAAAGAGCCUGACAUUAAAAAAAUAUAAGACAGGCACGAAAGCCUUUGAUGAUGUUUGCCAAAAGAACUAUAAUAAACUCACCAUCUCCAUACAUGCAAAAAUAAAAACCUGGCCUAAAAGCCUGGAUAGUAAUGAUUUGCAUAUCCAAAAGCUGGAGAACUGUAUAGCUUUACUAGAUCAAAAAGCCUCUCACAAUACUGAGAAAUCUGAUGAUAUGAACACCAUGAUAAAGUAUUUAAUUAACCUGCCCUGGGAUAUAAAAUACAUCUUUGUAGUCAUCAUUACAGAAAAGAUUUUUGAGAAGAAGUAUACAGAUGGCAGCAUUUACUUUUUCUCCCAGAUUUGUGCUUCAGUGGGGCAAAAACACAAAGAAAUCCUUCUUGAUGUGGUCGAAAGAACAACUGAGCAUAUUCUACAGAGCUACACUAAAGGUUCUAUAAAAGCAAGUUUGAAACUUCUCUCAAUCAUCUGGGAUUUGCAUGUGAAAAAAAGAAAACAAGAUGAACAUUUAAACACCAUUCUUAAACACUUCUUUAAAAAAUUAAUUUAUCAUCCUUUAAAUGAUGUCAGAAAUUUUGUUGCUCCGCUGCUCUUCAGUGGAGAUAUGGACAAUUUUGAGGUUCAGCAUUUGGGAAGUACUUGUGUCAUAGCUGACGAAGACCUUGUUGAGUCCUGUAUCCGUGAAAAGCUAUCCAUUGACCACCCUGAUAUGAUAAUGAAGGGAAAAGUUCAGACAAUCUCAAAAGCUUCUGUAUUUGAGGUCGACACUCAAGAUGGCAAAGCCCUACUGUACAUGUUUCGGCAAAAAACAUUAAAUGAUAUUUUGCAGACUAAUUCUACAGAUGAAGCAUAUGAAAGCUUUGAUGAAAUGUUAAAAGUUGUAAAAUUAUGCCAAGGGAACGAUUGCAUUGCAUCACUGAAGAACAUAAUUUCAAAUGGCAUACCUCCCUUUUAUGUGGUUGAAGAUAACAAACCACUGUUACAUUUUCUUCAUGCGAUAGAAAACCAGCUUACAUGGUCGCAAAUGACAGGAAUACUCAUUGAUAUUAGUAAAGCUGUUGAACAUUGCCAUAACAAUUUUGUCAUUCUUCGAGACAUAACGCCUGCUAGUUUCUUUGUUGUUCCCAAAGCUGAUGGAUCUUUUCAAGCAAAACUUGCAAAUUUUACAUAUGCCAAGUGCUUAUCCAAAGAUGGUAGCAAUUUUAACCAAGAAGACAGUGACGAUAUAAAUCUGUUGUGCUUUCGAGGUGACACCCAUGAGCCAGUUGCAGCCUAUUUCAGCUCUCCAGAAACCCUGAAAAAUAAAGAGUUUUCCAUCUUUUCGGAAUCAUGGAUGUUGAAUGCCACAUUCUAUUCAGUUGUUCUUUAUGGAAAACAGCCAUUUCAGGAGUUGGCUCAUCUCAACACUAUUCAAUUCGUAAACGAGAUAAUAUCAAACCAUGAUGCAAUAAUUCCAGCUUCCUUUCCUCCUGAAUUGUGGAAAAUCCUGAAAACAAAUUUUGCCUAUGUAAACCUACAUCGCAUGGCACCUGAAAGAGUACUAGCGGAACUAGAGAAAUACAAGAACAAUUUGGGAGUUGUAAGAGAUACAGUUCAUUCUAUAAACUCAAUUUGCUGCUAUAUUAAUCCAGAAGAUAUCCAAAAGGACUACGUGGACUUAAAUGAUGGUUUAAUUCUGGAGGAAACAAAACAACAGGACCAAAAAGUAUUCCGAGAUUUUUUUGAUCGGACCAAUCAUAGAGAAACAGUGUCAAUAAGAAUGAACCUGAAUACAAGAAAAAAAAUUAAAGCAUUGAAACAUAAAAACAUCUUAUGUGUAGCUGAGAUUCUAACUGGCUUAUAUACAACAACACUGGUGUCCUAUCCUUUUGAAAUAUACACCUAUACUUUGGACAACAUUGAUGCCUUUACACCAGUAGAUGAACUUCUGUCUUACUUUGAGCAAAUUACUGCCGCUUUGCAAGAACUACACUCCCAGAACAUUCUUCAUUGUGAUUUGCGCUGCAGUCACAUAUAUGUCAGCCCGUGUGACGGCACUUUGAAACUUGGCCAUUUUGGAAGAGCUGUAUCUUUAGAGGGUCAAAGCUGUGUUUUCAAAAUGAUGCCUCCAGAUGCAGAAAAAUGGUCAGCUCCAGAAGUAAGAACCAAUGGGAUGUACUCAAAAUUAUCUGACAUUUUUAACCUGGCAGCAGUUUUUUGGGAAGCCUUAGGUUAUCAGAAAACAGUAAUCUAUGGUAAUCACCCACUUGUACCAUUUGCAGCAUCUAAUAUCCAUAUGGAAAAAAAUUCGACACCCACCACAGAAAAUUGGAAAGAUUCUGUCAGUGAACUGGUAAUAUGGAUGCAAAAAUGCUGGCAUCCCAAUCCAACAAAAAGACCUUCACUGGAAUGCAUUAGUGAAACCAUCAAGAAUCUGAGCACAAAUUAUAAAGGGCACAGAAAAGAGACUUCAGGAAGUUUAGAAGACAUUUACAAUAUAGAUGAAGAAUAUGAUGACAUAUAUGAAGAAAUACCUUCAAAUUCAAAUGUUGUCCCUUUGAGAUAUGACUCAGAUCAAAACAUUGCCUCUGCAGAAGAUGCAUCGAAUGAAAAUCAUCUCAAUGUAGAAUAUGCCUGGCUCCGUGUAGUUGAUGAACUUGUAUCAGAAAAAGGAAUUGUAAACAAUACCACAAAGUUUAUUUUCUUUAAAGAAAACACAGAAUACAGCGAUGUGGGUAUUAACUACAAAAAAUCAAGAAAAAACAGAGGCAUAGUUCUAUAAAUGUAUAUUUCAAUUUUCCCUUUAAAAUGCGAGUUUUCAAUACAACAUAAUGCAACUACCAGAGUGCCACAUAGGCCAAGUGUCUGAACUCUAAGGGUUUUUUUUACUAAACCACAAAUUUUUCUGGGCGGGCAUUUUGUGGCAAAAACAUUUUUUUUCAUGUAAAAAAAAAACUAAAAUUUUUUGAGAUUUACUAUACCCCAAUGCUGCAAAUAGCCUGAAUCA